GUUGAACUCAGCACUGGGUUGAAAGUUACGCCAUGUAAUUGUUUUCAACCCAGGGCCGAGAUAUUUGAGCAUGCGUAGUCUGAUUGUUGUCCUUAGCAAAAUGGAGGAGACGAUACAUGAGGAUCUGGAAAAUAAGGAAGAACUUGUAAAUACAAGCACUUAUCGCGAAAGAAGAUUUCGUUGGGACAAGGAUGACAAAAUGGAGAACUUGAUACGCUGUUUGGCCAACUAUAAAAGCCAAAUGGAGUUUCAAAACAUGGAUUUCUAUGCUGAUAAAGUCCGAUUAUACGAAGCAAUACGCGUGGAAAUGGCGAAAAUAUAUGCUGAUGACCCGACCCAGUUUGGUCCGCCAUCUGUUACAACUCAUCCAAUAUUUGGCUUGAAAGAUGAUGUCCUUAGUGAGGAGCAAAAAGAGAAAAAAACCCUACGAGUUGCGCAAGAUCAUGAUAAAAAACUUGUAAAGAAAGGAUAUCAGCGUGUCCAUGAAAAACUGAAAGAAAUUCGACAUAACUUCUCUGUUGCUGUAACUAGUGGACGUCGCAGUGGUAGCGGAAAAAUUGUGUUACAAUUUUAUGAUGAACUGGUGAAGAUAUGGGGAGGUUCUCCGGCGACAGAGCCAUUGAAAUGUGGAACUUUCACCGAGGAAGUUAAUGCCACCAAUGCAAAAGAGCAGGAUGAUGUAAUUUUUCCUACUUCUCUUUCCCCAUCAGAAAGCCUGAAUGAUGAGAACAAUGAUGUUUCAUUAGACGACUGUUUGGACCUGGACAGUGGUACAAGAAAACGGAAGGCAAUGGCAAUGGUUCCAAGAUUAAUUGACAACAAAAGAAAGCAUCUUGAACGACAGUUAAGUGCUGCCCAGCGUGACCAGCUCCUGUUAAAGGAGGCCAAAGAAGAUGCACAAUUCAGGAAAGACAUGACUGAUGCAAUAAAGCAGUCUGAUGUAACCUUUGCCACAGCAAUGCAGCAAAUGAGUCAAUCUAUUGCCCAAGUUGCCCAAUCAAUGCAAAUGAUGACUCAGGUAUGUGCACAGCAAAACAACCAUCUACAAGGCAUGCCCUAUAGUCCUAAUCCUUACCAUGUUCCUGGUCACAUGCCUAAUGCAACAUUCCACAAUAAUUAUGGUACUUGCCAAUUCGAUUUUGAAGAUCAUUGCUCCCGGAAAAUUGACAAUGACAAUCAAAAUGCAUAAAACUGUUUUACUUAUGAAACUCUUUAACAACAGUGAAUAUUGCCUUUCUGUAAAGAUGCAUGCAAAUUAUGUAUUUUAAAAUGUUAAAUACUUUUCCAAUAGUUAAUAUUUGAUUGUUUGCAGUAUAUUCCACAACCUGAUUCUCACAACAAUAAAACAGCAUUGUUUUUGAAACAUAAAUGUAUGAUAUUCAAUAGUUUUUAAUAGUAGCAAGUAGCCUGUAAGUUAUGUUAAUAAUAGUUAUAAGGCAAGUUAUGGGUAAUGUAAUCUGUUAGUAGUGAACGAACAGUUUCACCAUCUAAGUUGUUACAUGAAUAUAUUUGAUCAGGCA
Messenger RNA from Xenia sp. Carnegie-2017, 1520 nucleotides. RefSeq lists its product as uncharacterized. Bases 71 to 1189 code for a protein of 372 amino acids. NCBI's taxonomy places the organism in Eukaryota, Metazoa, Cnidaria, Anthozoa, Malacalcyonacea, Xeniidae. The record is from RefSeq and is a predicted model, not a curated record. The transcript has a single exon.